Messenger RNA from Rodentolepis nana, 264 nucleotides. The record is from the annotation of a GenBank genome assembly. Lineage: Eukaryota; Metazoa; Platyhelminthes; Cestoda; Cyclophyllidea; Hymenolepididae.
AUGCGACAGGGACAAAAAGAAAUGAACCCUUCUACUAUUACAAAUACUGCCAUCACAUCUACCGCUGGUGGAAUCAACUCAGUUCUGGGUACAAAUGGAGCUCUUGGAGUCAAUCUACAGUCUCCAUGGAAUUCGGUAAACCUAAAGAAAGGCGAUUUGAUGCUUCAUGUUCACCAACAGAUACCAACUGAAGCUUAUAUUCAAUACCCCUACUUCCAGGAAUUGGUUACUCGAAUGGUUCUUCCACUCGUUGCAUUUGAAUAG